UUGAUCGAGUCGGCGGAAGGGUUUCGGAGAUCUAGAUGACCGAUUAUAUGGAAUUGUUAUCACAUUUUGAUCAGAGAUACUUAGGCUGUUUGGAGGUUUAACAGUCCCCAUCCUUAAUUAUGGUGGUGUGGAACCGUUUCUUCAAGAUCUAGUGAAACGUGAAAAAGGGUAUCACGGGAGCAAGGAGAAAAGUUUGGACCGGAAUAUUUAAGGAAUCGUAAUCUGUGGACUCGGUAUCCUUUCGCGAAGGGUUCCAUGUGAAGUUGAGACAAAAUGGAACCAGUUUCCAUAGAAGAAGAGGGCGCUUCGCAUUCACGGGAUGCAACAAAAUACAGUGUCUGUGCGGCUAUCACGACAGCAGUCAUUCUGAUCCUCUCUGCGAUAGGUGCCGCCCUCUGCGGUGGCAUAGUAUACAUUCCGCUUAAGAUGUUGUAUCCGCCCAGUGCUUAUCAGAUCAUUGCUUUCAUUGAAAGUGGGAUUCUGGCUUAUAUGAUUUCCUGCGUCUUAUGCAUCUGUGUCAGCCUGGCAGGACUUGGAAGGUACUGCUAUGACAUUUUUGUGUUCUCACAGCUUGGACUCUUUGGAGAUUGCGGUGGAGGGUGUUUGUUCGUCACCGUACCUAUUUGCGUGCUAGCCGUCAUUAGUCUGAUCGGAUUCGUCACAUCGCUUGUUGGGUCGAUCUACUGUUGCAAAGGGGUGUGCACCCCGUCAGAUAAAAAGACGUCAUCAAAUAUGACGGGCAUGGACCAAGUUCGAAUUCCGCGGCCUCAUACGUCAUAGCAACUUCGUUCACCGAUUGUGUAGAUGGCCGGGGGGGGGGGGUCAUAUGACUGCCUCUAUUUCAAAGAUUAUUCGAUGAGUUGUAAAUCAAGUACAUUUUAAUAUCAAGUUUGUUGUGAUAAUACAGAGAAAUUUAGAAAAUAAAAAGUUGAUGAAUACUUGAAUGAAAUGUAUUUAAUAUAGGUUUUCCCGUCCAAUUUCGUCAAAAUUUCAACCGAUUUAAUGAUGUAAUAGUUCAAUUUGCAACUAAUUCGAAUGACCUAUGAGAUCAACAUUUAAAUACCAAAAUACUUUAAUCAUAUUGGCACCCGAUUUCAUGGUUAUUUCAUUUAAACAAUUAUAAAGAUCGAUCAAAUUCAAAUAGCCUAAGAGGUGUUUUCAAAUUCGCAACGGUACCCUCCUUGCGAAGGUUUAGGAAUUCAAAAUCAUUAAUA
Molecule: messenger RNA, 1214 nt
Organism: Lytechinus variegatus (green sea urchin)
Lineage: Eukaryota; Metazoa; Echinodermata; Echinoidea; Temnopleuroida; Toxopneustidae
Exons: 6
Coding region: 274-780 (168 amino acids)
Source: RefSeq, a predicted model, not a curated record